Molecule: messenger RNA, 1432 nt
Organism: Lathyrus oleraceus (garden pea)
Lineage: Eukaryota; Viridiplantae; Streptophyta; Magnoliopsida; Fabales; Fabaceae
Product: protein MAIN-LIKE 2-like
Exons: 2
Coding region: 148-618 (156 amino acids)
Biological process (GO): meristem maintenance; meristem development
Source: RefSeq, a predicted model, not a curated record
UGCUCUCCUCCAUUUGCCUAUAAAUUCAUCCACUCCUUCAACAAUUCUUCCACACCAACAUUCUCACUACUUCAUCUACAUUACUUCUUUUACAAUUUCAUCUUCAACAAAAUCUUCCAAUUUCAUCUACACCAACUCCCCAACAAUAUGUCUUUACUCACAAUGGGCGAAGCACACAGAGGAACAGUUGCAAACAUCGCAACAUACGAUGUAUCAAGGUUUCGAACUCGAGUCCACGAAUUUGUCCCAAUGGACCCGAUGAUUCAACCUUAUGUUGAACUCGCCGGUUUUGGUCACAUUAGCAAGAUUAUGUCUUGGUCUAUAGAUAACAAGUUCAUUCUAGCCUUAUGCGAAAGAUGGAGGCCAGAGACACACACAUUUUGGUUUCCAACCGGUGAGUGUACCGUGACGUUAGAAGAUGUCUACAUGCUUUUAGGACUACGAAUUGAAGGCAAAGCUGUUAAUGGUAAGACCAACUAUGCAAAUUCAAUUUGCAUGGAGCUUUUAGACACUGAUUUGUUAGAUGAUAAUGCUAGAGGUCAAGGUAUACUACUCUCACGCCUAAAGUCAUAUUAUAAUAGUUUAUAUUUAGAUGAGCAUUCUACCGAAGAUGCUUGAAUAAUCAAAACUAGAUGUUACAUUAUGUUGUUACUAGGAUCCUUUUUAUUUCCCGAAGGUAGUGGUUCUAGCAUGCAUAUUAUGUACUUACCUUUACUUAGACAUAUAGAUAGAAUAGGUAGUUACAAUUGGGGAUCAGCAUGUCUAGCCUAUCUCUAUAGUUCGUUGUGCAAAAACUCCCACAAAGACAAAUCUACAUUUUCUGGAUGUGCUGUUUUGCUACAAGCAUGGGGAUGGUCAAGACUACCGUCUCUAGCACCGGUCAAUAACAACCCCUUCACUUUUCCAUAUGCAAAAAAGUAAGUUGUUUAAAUUGCUAUAUCUUUACUUACUUCCUUACAGUUUAGUACCCAUAACUAAUUUAUUUUAACUUUUUGGUGUAGAUGGUCGGCACGUGGUAUGAAUUACAGCAGAUGUCCGAGACACUGUAUUACUCAGUAUCGCAACCUGUUGGAUCACCUUCGAUCGACAGACGUAAGCAAAAUAACUUCAUUAAUUCGUCAUAUUAUGUUGACUUUUUCUACAUUCAUUUAAAUCCUAUCGUCUUUAACAUUUCAGUUCAUUUGGCGUCCAUACCUUAAUAUGGAUCAUGAGCAUCAGGUCAACCCUGAAGACGCAGCCGUAUGGACAGCAUGCACACCGAUAAUACGGUUCACAACAGUGGAGAUGCACAACAUCGAUCGUGUGAAGCUGCAGUUCGGUAUGGUCCAGAAUAUCCCAGACCCCCCAGCUAGCCUAGGAGAAUGGCAUAUGCGUAAAGUGAACGACCAAUGGAACUACAACCCUUGGAAAACCUUCGCAAGAUCAUAGUGUC